AUGCCGUGUGUGGCCGACUGGCUCAACAACCCCUUCAGCAUCGUACAAGGCAUCUUCGCCCAAAAUGUUCCCAACUCUGACUGGGAAAAGAAGGUAACCGAAUACUUCAAGGAGAAAUUAAAAGAAAAUAAUGCUACUAACUGGGUGCCAUCACUGAAUGAUGUUCCUGUACAUUACCUAAAACCCAACAGCUUAGUGAAAUUCCGCUGCAUGGUUCAAGAUAUGUUUGAUCCUGAGUUUUACAUGGGAGUGUAUGAAACAGUGGACCCAAACACAAAUGCACGUGUUUUGCAUUUUGGUAAAUACAGAGAUGUGGCAGAAUGUGGGCCUCAGCAGGAAAUUGAUCUGAACUCAUCACAAACCAUCACCUCUGAGAGACAGACUUUCUACUGUGUUCCAGUGCCUGGUGAAUCAGUAUGGGUGAAAGAAGCAUACAUUAGUGCCAGCCAAGCUCGAGUUAGUCCUUCAACAUCCUACACACCAAGUCGCCACAAGAGGAGCUAUGAGGAAGAUGAGGACAUGGAUCUACAUCCAUCUAAACAGAAAGAGCAACAUAUGGGCAGUGGAAGUGAGAUCCAUGGAUGUGUGGAGCCAAAGAGAUUAGAAACAGAAGCUUCUGCAGGUCAUCAUCUCACUUCUCCUAACUGCUCCUCUCCGCUUGACUUAAAUUUUCCGUUGCCAGGAGAGAAGGGACCGGCGUGUCUUGUAAAGGUCUAUGAGAGCUGGGAUAGCUUCAAAGUCAACGAUGUCCUGGAGGUUUAUGGGAUUUUGUCUGUGGAUCCAGUGCUGAGUAUAGUAAACAAUGACGAGAGGGAAGGCUCAGCCUUGGAUCUUAUGGAGUGUAUGGACACAGCAGAAGAACAGAGAGUACACAGUCCUCCAGCCUCAUUAGUCCCCAGAAUCCAUGUGAUUUUGGCACAGAAAUUACAGCACAUUAACCCCUUACUACCUGCCUGCCUUAAUGAAGAGAGCAAAACCUUUGUCUCUAAUUUCAUGUCUGAGCUGUCGCCAGUGAGAGCAGAGUUGCUUGGGUUCCUCACCCACGCCCUCCUGGGAGAUAGCUUGGCUGCUGAAUACCUUAUAUUGCAUCUCAUCUCAACAGUCUAUGCCAGACGAGAUGUGCUUCCUCUGGGGAAAUUCACCCUCAACCUGAGCGGCUGUCCCCGCAACAGCAUCUUCACGGAGCACAUCUACCGCAUCAUCCAGCAGCUUGUUCCAGCAUCCCACCGCCUGCAGAUGACCAUCGAGAGCAUGAAUCGUUCCCGGCUGAUCCCACACAAAGACUACGCAGCCAACCGCUUGGUCAGUGGAGUGCUGCAGCUUGCCAGCAACACCUCCCUUGUGAUAGAUGAGACCCAGCUCGAGCAAGGACAGCUUGACACCACAGGUGUGCACAACGUGACAGCACUGGGGAAUCUGAUCACCUGGCAGAAGGUGGAUUAUGACUUCAGUUACCACCAGAUGGAAUUCCCAUGCAAUAUUAACGUCCUGAUCACUUCAGAGGGCCGCUCGCUCCUACCGUCAGAUUGCCAAGUCCACUUACAACCACAGCUCAUUCCACCCAACAUGGAAGAGUACAUGAACAGCCUCCUAACAGCAGUGCUCCCUUCUGUGCUGAACAAGUUCAGAAUUUACCUAAGCCUACUGAGGCUGCUGGACUACAGCAUAUCUGAGGAAGUGACCAAGGCAGUAGAAGAAGACUUUGUAGAGAUGCGCAAGAGUGACCCUGAAAGCGUAACAGCUGAUGACCUGCACAGAACCCUGCUUGUGGCAAGGUUCCUGUCCCUCAGCGCGGGGCAGACGACGCUGUCGAGAGAGCGGUGGCUGAGAGCAAAGCAGCUGGAGGCACUGCGCAAAGCCAGGCUGCAGCAGCAGAAAUGUGUGAAUGGGAAUGAACUUUAACAGCCUCUCUGACAUUGGUCUAAUCCUAGGUGGAGCCCAUACUGAGAUUGGAAGGUUGUUUAUACCAGGUUUUGUAGAUAAUUUAUACCAAAAAGCUGUGGCUAUUUCCCCUGGCAGGCUGGCCACACUUAACUCUGUUCAGCCACUUAAACAGACUUUAUGCCCUUUUUUUGGAGCCUGUUUUGUAACUGAAAAAUUGGUAAC
Indicator indicator is the source of this 2106-nucleotide messenger RNA. It is a transcript of the gene MCMBP, whose product is annotated as minichromosome maintenance complex binding protein. The transcript has 16 exons. Lineage: Eukaryota; Metazoa; Chordata; Aves; Piciformes; Indicatoridae. Gene Ontology annotation, biological process: DNA-templated DNA replication. Bases 1 to 1902 code for a protein of 633 amino acids. The record is from RefSeq and is a predicted model, not a curated record. Gene Ontology annotation, molecular function: chromatin binding.